UGGGCGGGCUCUGCACAGCCCGUGCCGCUGCCGCAGCGCCUGCCCGUGCCGCAGCUCCUGCCCCGGCCCCGGCCCCGCGGCCGCAGGGGGCCAUGGCGGACCUGCGCGAUCGCCUCGAGCUGCUGGAGCGGCGGCUGGAGCGGGCGGAGGCGGUUCUGAGGGACGGGCUCCUCUUGGCCCUGCGGCUCCCUGCGGUGCCCCUGACUUUCGAGGACGUGGCGGUGCGCUUCAGCAGGCAGGAGUGGGCGAGCCUGGACGAGGGGCAGAAGGAGCUGUACAGGGCCGUGAUGGAGGACAACUACGAGAUGCUGGUGUCCCUGUAUUGUGCCCUCUCCAAGCCUGAGCUCUUAAAUUGGAUGGUAAGAGAAGAAGAGCUCUGCGAGCCACUGGAGCCAGAGCUGUGGGCAGCAGGUGACUCCCCAGCACCGGCUGCAGAGCCAGGCUGCCCGAGCCAUGGAGAUGUGCUGGAGCUGAAGAGGAAGGAGCCUUGCAAGGGGGGCUGCAGGGAGCCGGAGGACAGCAGAAGCGUGCCGGUGCUGGCGAGCCGUGUGGCACGCAAGUGGGCGGCAAGCGCAGCCGCUGCCAGGGGGUCCAUGCCCCCGCAGGGCAGCAUCGCCCCUCCGGCCUGGGCAGCCCCCGUCCCUCCCAGAGCCGCCGCCAUCCCGCCAGACCUCUGCCAGCCCACCCCGUCCCCUUCCUGCCCUCUCUCCGUGUGCUGCCGUGAUGUGGGGAAGCCCAAGGGCUCUCUGUCACCUCCCCUCGCAGCAGCAGAUGCCGAGGUGGGGAUCCCAACAGAGGAGCCACAUGAGGAGCUGGCUGCCGAGACACCGGCUGCAGACACACCAGCUGCCGAGAUGCUGGCUGCGGACACACCGGCGGCCGAGACGCUGGUUGUAGACACACCGACUGCUGAGACACUGGCUGCAGACACAGCAGCUGCCGAGAUGCUGGCUGUGGCCACACCGGCUGCUGAGAUGCUGUCUAUGGACACACUGGCUGCCGAGACACCGGCUGCAGACACACCAACUGCUGAGAUGAUGGCUGUGGACACACCAACUGCUGAGAUGCUGGUUGUAGACACACCGACUGCUGAGACACUGGCUGCAGACACAGCAGCUGCCGAGAUGCUGGCUGUGGACACACUGGCUGCCGAGACGCUGGCUGUGGACACACCAACUGCUGAGAUGCUGGCUGCGGACACACUGGCUGCCGAGAUACUGGUUGUGGACACACUAACUGCUGAGACACUGGCUGCAGACACAGCGGCUGCCGAGACGCUGGCUGUGGACACACUGGCUGCUGAGACACUGGCUGCAGACACAGCGGCUGCCGAGACACUGGCUGUGGACACACUGGCUGCUGAGAUGCUGGCUGUGGACACAACGGCUGCUGAGACACUGGCUGCAGACACAGCGGCUGCCGAGACACUGGCUGUGGACACACCAACUGCUGAGAUGCUGGCUGUGGACACAGCGGCUGCUGAGACACUGGCUGUGGACACAGCGGCUGCUGAGAUGCUAUCUAUGGACACACCAACUGCUGAGAUGCUGGCUGUGGACACACCAACUGCUGAGAUGCUGGCUGUGGACACACUGGCUGCUGAGACACUGGCUGCAGACACACCAGCUGCCGAGAUGCUGGCUGUGGACACACUGGCUGCCGAGAUACUGGUUGUGGACACACCAACUGCUGAGAUGAUGGCUGUGGACACACCGGCUGCCGAGAUGCUGUCUAUGGACACACCAACUGCUGAGAUGCUGGCUGUGGACACACUGGCUGCCGAGACACCGGCUGCAGACACAUCAGCUGCCGAGAUGCUGGCUGUGGACACACUGGCUGCUGAGACACCGGCUGCAGACACAUCAGCUGCCGAGAUGCUGGCUGUGGACACACCAACUGCUGAGAUGAUGGCUGUGGACACACCGGCUGCCGACACACCAGCACAGCCUCAGAUGCUCUCCAAGGCCCUGAAAGAGGAAGAGGACAGAGACCUGCGGAGCGGCAGCCCAGGCCUGGCAGCAGACGUCCCCAAAGAGCCGGCCAAAGAGGCGCAGGAUGGCGAGGCCAAAGGCUCCUGCGUGGGCCCCCGCAGCACCACCCGUGACACGUACUUAUGCCCCAUCUGCAGGAAGAGCUUCCUGCUCAAGAUCAACCUCGUCAUCCACCAGCUGGGCCACAGGAACUGGCAGCCCUAUAUCUGCCCUCACUGCAGCUGCAGCUUCAUGUCCAAGAAGAAGAUGAGGCGUCACCUCCAGGACUGGGCGGCCAAGGGCUCCUGCCAGCCCUCCAAAGUGGAGAAGCAUGACAGCCAGGCACCGUGCCCCAGCCAGGCACCGUGCCCUGCCACGCAGUCCCCAGCCCUGAGCCUGGACUGCCCCACGGCAUGGCAGACGCCCAGCUCCACCACUUGCCUGCUGUCAUCAGAGAAAGUCAUGUACAAGUGCAACGAGUGCCUGGAGAACUUCUCCAGCCAGAGCUUCCUCAUUGUGCACCAGCGCCGCCACACCGGCCACCACCUCAUCUACUGCCCCUGCUGCGACCGCCGCUUCACCUGGACCUCAGACUUCAUGCGGCACCACCAGCAUCACACGGGCGAGCGGCCCUACCAGUGCGGCGUCUGCCAGAAGACCUUCAAGCGGCACUACCACCUGAACGUGCACCAGAGGACCCACGUGCUUCAGCAUAGGCCUCGCCGCGUCCGGCCGCUCUUGCCGGCACCGAGCCGGGGGGGAUACUGGGACGGGUGCUUUGGGGGUGGUGACGGUGAGGGACUCGGUUGUUUGGCAGCGAGCGCCAAUAGAUGCUGUAGAGAGGAUGUUGCUGAGUGCGGCUUCAUUCGGGAGCCCGAGUGGGCGCCCGAGGCCUGGCAGCCGCUCCCGCCGCAGCCCCGCGGCCCCGAGGCGGAGAAGCCGGCGGCGGCCGCGCCCGAGAUCUCGCUGUGGACGGUGGUGGCGGCGGUGCAGGCGGUGGAGAGGAAGGUGGAGUCGCAGGCCCUGAGGCUGCUGAGCCUGGAGGGGAGAGCGGAGACGGCCGAGAGGAAGGUGUCGGGGCUGGAGAAGGCGGUGCUGGAGUUCGGGAGCCGGCUGGAGCGCAAGUGGGCCGGGCUGGCCGCGCUGGUGCGGGAGAACAGCCGGCGCCUGGAGCACCUCGAGCGGCAGCUGCAGCGCCGCAGCCGCUGCGGCCCCGCGCCCGGCCCGGGCCCCGGCGGGGACGAGCCCAAGGUGCCAGUGGCGGGUGAGGAUGAGGCGGCCAGUCUGCCAGAGCAGGAGUGGGAGAGCCUGGAGAGCCAGCAGAAGGAGCUCUGCAGGAUGGGCACCAAGGGCAGCUACGAGGCCGUGGUCUCUCUCGGUGAGAAGAUCGUGAUCAAGACAGAAGAGCAGCAGCCCUGGAGGAAGGAGCCGAGAUCCUGGCUGUGCCACAGACACCCUCGGGGAGGCUGGAAGAGGAGGUUCCCCUGGGGGCAGGAGCAGCCCUGGGAGAGCCACGCCGGCCUGGACGAGCAGAAGGCGGUGGGAGAGGCCUUGGGCGAGUUCUGCAGCCACGGCACCGCGCAGCCCGAGUUCAAGCCGGUGUUGCUGGUGCCGGCGGAAGCCCACCCUGCGCCGGGCUUGCCCUUCCCACCGGAGCACGUGCUGGGCGCGGCACGCACCGAGCAGGCCGCCGUGCCUGUCGCGGGCUCCUGGCGCGGCAGCAGAGCCAGGCCAGGAAGGGCGGCGGCUCCUUCAUCUGCGCGGCCUGCGGCAAGAGACCUGGCGCACCACGCGGCGCUGCUGCACGGCACCAGCGGCUGCACCACGGGCGAGAGGCCCUUCCAGUGCCCGGCCUGCGGCAAGAGCUUCAACGAGAAGUCCAACCUGAACAAGCACUACCGCAUCCACACGGGCGAGCGGCCCUACCGCUGCGCCGCCUGCGGCAAGGGCUUCAUCCAGAAGCACCACCUGCAGAAGCACCAGCGCAUCCACGGCGGGCAGCUGCGGGCCGGCUGGGCCGGCCGGGCCCCGCGCGCCAGCGCCGCCGGCGAGCGGCUGUACCGCUGCAUCGAGUGCGCCGAGAGCUUCCCCCAGAAAGCGUCGCUGGAGGAGCACCAGCGCCGGCACACCAGCAGGCGGCCCUUCCAGUGCAGCGGCUGCAGCAAGAGCUUCCGCCACCGCCAGUCGCUCAACCACCACCAGAAGGUGCACGCCGCGGCCGGCAGCGUGCCGUCCCGCGGCGGGAGCUGGAGAGCAGCCCCUGCGAGGCUCUGCCCCUGGACAACCGGUAGUGUGGGGUUGGCGGAGGGAAGGAGCCGCAUCUCUGCGCGGCUGCGGCUGCAGCAGCCUGUGACGGCGGGACACGGUUGUCGUGGCGUGGUGUCACACCCUGGCGGGGCCUGGCGCGGCGCCGUGGGCUGGCUGCAGCGCCCCUGGGGCUCGUGGCGCUGCUGUGGGGCUGACCACGGUGCCGUGAGGCUUGUGGCGUCACCAUGGGGCUGCCCACAAUGCCAUCGGGCUGUGUGUGCAUUGCCGUGGGGCUCGCUGCACCGCCGUGGUGCUGGCCACGGCGCCGUGGGGCUCACGGCACUGCCGUGGGGCUCUGCACCGCCUGGGCCUCAGGAGGAGGAGGAGGGUGGCAGGAGGAAGGUGCUGUGGUGGGGAGGCUGCCCCAGGCUGCGGUGCCGGUGCUGGUGGAGGGGGCUGUGGGCAGGAGCGGAGCCGGGGGGCUCAGGGGGAUUCAGGUGGAGGGGGCGCGGGGGCAGGUCCCGGCGGGCGGCAGCGAAUGAACACGCCGGGAAGAGACUUGGAUAA
This is a messenger RNA of Colius striatus (speckled mousebird), 4784 nucleotides long. RefSeq lists its product as uncharacterized. Lineage: Eukaryota; Metazoa; Chordata; Aves; Coliiformes; Coliidae. Gene Ontology annotation, biological process: negative regulation of transcription by RNA polymerase II. The record is from RefSeq and is a predicted model, not a curated record. Gene Ontology annotation, molecular function: DNA-binding transcription repressor activity, RNA polymerase II-specific.